AUGGAAGAGACAAAAUCAAGAUUCAGGAGGAUCUGUGUCUUCUGCGGAAGCAGUUCCGGUAACAAAACUACUUAUCACGACGCUGCUCUCCAACUCGCCCACCAGCUGGUGGAGAGAAACAUCGAUUUGGUGUAUGGAGGAGGAAGCGUGGGGCUAAUGGGUCUCAUUUCUCAGGCUGUUCAUGAUGGUGGUCGUCAUGUUCUUGGGAUCAUUCCCAAGUCCCUAGCACCAAGAGAGAUAACUGGUGAAUCAAUAGGAGAAGUUAUAACUGUAUCGACUAUGCACCAAAGGAAGGCUGAAAUGGGUCGCCAAGCCGAUGCCUUCAUAGCACUUCCUGGGGGAUAUGGGACAUUUGAGGAGCUGUUGGAAGUCAUCACCUGGUCUCAACUUGGGAUCCACAAUAAACCGGUGGGACUAUUGAACGUGGAUGGAUUCUACGAUUCACUAUUGACGUUUAUAGAUAAGGCAGUAGACGAAGGCUUCGUCUCAUCCACUGCCCGUCGCAUCAUCGUCUCGGCUCCGAACGCUCAUCAAUUACUUCAACUUCUUGAGGAGUAUGUUCCAAAACACGACGAUUUUGUGUCCAAAAUGGUGUGGGACGAUAUUACCGACACUUUCACUUCGGAAAGCGACGACUCUUAGGUUGUCCAUUCAUAUUUUAGUCUACUGAAAUUU
Messenger RNA from Capsella rubella, 675 nucleotides. Its product is annotated as cytokinin riboside 5'-monophosphate phosphoribohydrolase LOG2. Gene Ontology annotation, cellular component: cytosol; nucleus. Gene Ontology annotation, biological process: cytokinin biosynthetic process. The coding region runs from base 1 to 642 and encodes 213 amino acids. The transcript is spliced from 7 exons. Gene Ontology annotation, molecular function: hydrolase activity, hydrolyzing N-glycosyl compounds. Lineage: Eukaryota; Viridiplantae; Streptophyta; Magnoliopsida; Brassicales; Brassicaceae. The record is from RefSeq and is a predicted model, not a curated record.